Molecule: messenger RNA, 629 nt
Organism: Blepharisma stoltei
Lineage: Eukaryota; Ciliophora; Heterotrichea; Heterotrichida; Blepharismidae
Source: the annotation of a GenBank genome assembly
AUGGGGUUAAACUGCACUUGCUUAAGAGAUCAAUCGACUGAAGAGAACCAGAUUAGACUAAAUACAUCUGGGCAUGCUGAUCCAAUUGAGCCUAAGAAACACAGGAAACACAAGAAAAAGAAGCGAGACAUUCAGAUUAAUUUAGACGGCACAAUAUUAAAAAUGUCAGUUAGAGAUAGUCCUAACUCCUGCUCUGCAGGUCAGGGUCCUAUUUUCGAGCUUAGUGAUAGAGGUCUUGCUCUUGAGAGUCUCGAAAGAGAGUGGACAAGUCAGUGCUGAGUCUGAUACUGGCCAGAGAAGUCUUAACGGACUUGUUAACAUUAACGGUUCGACGGCUAGGCCGGUCCACCUACCGUUGUUUAGAGCUAUUAAUCAAGGACCUCAAACAAGGAGACUGUAUCCAAGAGUAAUUCAAUUAAACUUAAACUCAAACUUAAUUAAACUUAGAUUUAGACGAUGCUAUAAAAUUGCAAGGCGUUUUACGAGGAUACAUAGAAAGAAGGAAGGCGAAAGAAAUCUAUCAUACCACUAAGAGUGGAAACUUGAAAAGAAACCAAAAAAGCAACAAUACAGUUGUACGUUCAAGUGGCAGUAAUGGAACAAACGCUAAAAGGGCAACUACAUUUUAA